This is a messenger RNA of Calypte anna (Anna's hummingbird), 3756 nucleotides long. It is a transcript of the gene DNAI3, whose product is annotated as WD repeat domain 63. The transcript is spliced from 24 exons. Gene Ontology annotation, molecular function: dynein light chain binding; dynein heavy chain binding. NCBI's taxonomy places the organism in Eukaryota, Metazoa, Chordata, Aves, Apodiformes, Trochilidae. The record is from RefSeq and is a predicted model, not a curated record. Gene Ontology annotation, cellular component: inner dynein arm. Gene Ontology annotation, biological process: inner dynein arm assembly; cilium movement involved in cell motility. The coding region runs from base 1 to 3756 and encodes 1251 amino acids.
AUGUUCCAGACAAACAAACCACGCAGUACAAGUAUUAUUUUAUUAAACUGCCAAGAGAGUGCAUGUGCUCUGCGGACAUGGGGUGACAGCAGGUGGUCCCCUGCCCGCAGCUCCACCGCAUCCUCCCUUCCGAGACAACGCAAACGCUUAACGAACAGCGCUUCGCUUACAGCCUUUCAGGGCUCCCAGGGGACCGAUGUAGCUCUCACCUCCCCUACCUUUCCUCCCCUCCGCAGGGCACCGGUCAUUCCCCGGGAGCCGGCGGAUCGGGGCAGUACCCUGUCCCUACCGGGCUCGUCGCGGCCCGGCUGGGUGCAGAUUUACCGGGACAUCUACAAGCUGGAGGCCGGGGACUCACCGCCCGCCCCCGCUCCGUGCUUUUACGGGAAAGGCUGCAGCCUUUUACCUGCCAGAAGGGUCGGGCUUCUGCCGGCGAGAUCCUGCCGCUCCCGGCUCCGGCAAGCGGCCAGGCGGGGGGGCUGCUGCCGCCGCGGGGGUGGCCGUGGGGGUGCAGAGCCCGGAGCUUGCUGCCCGUGGCCACGGCGCCGCUCCCGGGCCCUCCCGGCCACCCCCCCCUUCCCUCCCGGCGGCGCGGCUCCGCAGGGGGCAGGGCGGGGGGCUCCGCGGGGGCUGCGAUGGGCUGUGCACACGGGGACCCGCGGCGUCUGUCACCUUCUGCUUCUCAUCUUCCUCCUGCCGCACCGGGCUGAGGGCUCUCUACGCUGGAUGUACUUUCUAUGGGAUGCCAAGCACCUCCAGCGGCCGCUGCCCUCCCGCGGGCGGGUUUGGGGAUCAGGGCGCCGGUUGCCUGUCGGCAGCGUCACUCCUGACGCGCCCGUUGCCCUGACAACCGCCGGGGACGCGAAGGGGCCGUGGCCGGGGCCGCCGUACCGCGCAGGUAAAUGUAAAAAAACGUCAGAAAAUCUCACAUCUGGCAAGAAAUCCUUGAAAGGCAUGAAGACCUCAGCAAAGAAACAGAAAGGCAAAUCCAAAGAUAAAAAAUCAGCAAAAGGAAAACAAACAGAACUUGGCAAAAAAGAUGAAGUUGAUCUUUCCAUGGCUGCUAUAGGCCACCCAGAAAUCUUUCCUUUAGUUUUCACUUCAAAGACCCAAGAAAUUUUUAAUUGCCGAGUUAAUGAAGAUGUCACAGAAGAAAACUGUUUCAAGCUUAUUAAAAAAGAGGACAUCAUUCAGGACCUGAAAUCAAGAGCUGCAAUUUCUGAUUUCCACCCUUUCAAAAAAGUUGUCCUAGAAUAUCCAGGGGAAGAGCUUCUGGUAGUUUUUGAUGCAAACUUCCAGUAUGGACAAAACUUUUACCUGGUUGCUUCUGAAGAAGCCAAGCAAAACCUUCUGGAGCCUCCAGAAACUGCAAAGGAAAAAGAAGGAGAAAUAGAAGAAGAAAAAGAAGAAGAUAGAGAUGAAACUCUGGAAGUCCCUCCUUACAAGCCUCCUGUCUCCAAACCCUGGGUUUCUCUUGGCAGUGAAAAAGAAGUUGAAGAAGAAUCUGUUAAAGACACUGCUACAAAGGUUAAGUACAUGAUUUCUCGAGUCCGCAGGAAGUUUGGUGCACCAGUUACAUUUAGUGACACAAAUGCUUCACAUGUAAAAGACAAUUACAUUGAAUGCACGUCCUAUCAAGACAAAACUUUCAGUAAUAAAAUACUUGAAAAAGAUAUGAGUGUACAAAUGGUUCCAAAAGUAAGAGAAGCUUGUACUCAGACAAAAUGGACCUAUCCAAAAAAUACAUCCACACAGUAUUUUCCUAGAGAGUUAUCAAAUGAAGAGAAAGAAGAGAGUCUGACAUCUGAGAAGCUGAAAGACUUCCUCACAUCAGUGCACUUAAGCAUGGAAAUUGCAUUGCAGCAAAAUGAAAUUAUGAAUGCUUUUUUUGAUGACUGGAAAGCCCUAGCAGAAGAUGAAAGCAGUUCUGGUGGCAAGCCAGAUGUUUCUCUUAAAGCGUACCGAUCGUUUACAGACCUGCGUUAUCUCAAGGACAGAGCUAUUGGCUGUGUUUGCUGGCAUCCAACCAUUUAUGGGAUUAUAGCAGUGUCAGCAAGAGAGCGGCUUCCUUAUGAAGUGCAAGGGAACCUUUCUGAUAAAUCAUUGCUGCAGCAUUCAGUAAUACUUCUUUGGAGUUUUUUUGACCCUAUCAACCCUCAGUUAAUAUUGGAGUACCCUGAAGACAUUUACUGCUUUCAGUUCAAUCCAAGAGAUCCAAAUAUCAUUGCUGGUGGCUCCAUCAAUGGACAGGUUGUACUGUGGGAUAUUUCUCAACACGAAGAAAAGCUGCAACAUGAACAAAAUGAUGUUGAUGAAAUGCAGAUGCCAGCUGUUAAUAUGCCACCACUUACACAAGCCCAGCACAGCAGCACAGAGCCACCUUUAGUGAGAUACUGUGCAAUCUCUUCUAUACAGUAUAGUCAUAAAAAAACAGUAACAGCUAUAAACUGGCUGCCAGGUCAUUUUGAGGACAGCCAAACGGAUGCUGCUUCUGAAAGCAGAGCUGAAAUUUGCUUGCAGCUUGUGACCUGCUCCCCUGAUUGCUCAGUAUUAUUUUGGGAUGUUCCAGACGCCAAACUUUCUGAACAACUUUUAUCUGAGAAAAUAAAGGAGAAGGAAACAUUGAAUAUGCCCCUGGAUAUUUCAGAUAUUCUGAAGCAGCUAGAUUUCUCCUGGAAACCUCUUAUAAAGAUAAAUCUCUGCGAAAGUGAUACCAGCACUGAGUACGGUCCCAUCAGAAUUAGUUUGAAGAAUCUGCGUUACCAGUACAAAGCCUCAGAGAAGAUGAGACCCCUGAACACCCUAGGAGCACCUGCCAAAGAGAGCCCAUACACAGAGAUAGGUACUUCUUCAAGCAACAAUCUGAAAGUGCUAGACAAUUUCUCCACCAACUUUUUUGUUGGGACUGAAGAUGGAGAAAUUGUUUAUUCUGACUGGAAAAUUGACGUUAUUAACGACUCAGCAAAACAAGUUUGUAAGUACAGUCAGAAAUACACCAUUCACACUGAACCUAUCAACACUCUCCAGAGAUCUCCAUUUUUUGAAGACAUCAUUCUAAGUGUUGGAGGCAGGAAUUUUGCCAUUUGGAAAGAAGGGAUUACAAAUGGGCCAAUCCUUCAGUCAAAGUGCUCUGCUGGGAGAAACACUGCAGGACACUGGUCCUUAACAAGACCAGGAGUUUUCUUCAUUGGCAGAGAUGAUGGAAAUAUAGAGAUUUGGGACUUGCUGAAGAAAACUCACGAGCCAUCUCAUUUCCAGAGCAUCUCCAAAUCAGCAAUCACUUUCAUCAGCCCCUGGACUGCCUCAGCAGAGAAGAAUUUCUUAGCUGUUUCUGAUGAUCUUGGAGUACUGCAUGUUCUGGAAAUCUGUCAGACACUAAGUGACCCUUCAGAGAAUGAGCAUGCCACCAUACUUGAUUAUUUUGAAAGAGAAGUCAAAUAUCUGAAGCACUGUGAACAAGAGUUUCAAGAGUAUCAAGAGCUUCAAGCCAAAACAGAACUGAAACGGAGCUGGAGGCACAGAGGGAGUAAACAGUAUAGUAUGACUGCACUACAGGAAACAAAAGAGGAGAUGGAAGAGCAAGAAAAUGCAGACUACACUAUGUUUCUGGACCUGGAGAAGCAGAUAUUAACAGCUUUAGGAUUAGUAAAAGGACAAGAAAUCCCUUCCUCAUCAGAAGCUUUGAGCCCAUUAUCACCUGUAGAACCAGUGAGCUUUUUAUUUUUGGACCUCUUUAUUUCAGCAGAACAUGGUUAG